Haliaeetus leucocephalus (bald eagle) is the source of this 453-nucleotide messenger RNA. RefSeq names its product chromosome unknown open reading frame, human C11orf88 (gene HOATZ). Bases 1 to 453 code for a protein of 150 amino acids. NCBI's taxonomy places the organism in Eukaryota, Metazoa, Chordata, Aves, Accipitriformes, Accipitridae. Gene Ontology annotation, biological process: cilium assembly. The transcript is spliced from 4 exons. The record is from RefSeq and is a predicted model, not a curated record.
AUGGAGAGGGGACACGGCGACGCAGCCACAUGCGGUGCCACAGGGACAGAGACAGAACAACAUCUGAUGGCACCCAAUGGGCCCCUUGUCUUUGCUGGCUCAAGCCCAGCCAACGUGGGCUUUGCCUGCACCUUCUGGACCUCAGCUGUGCUGCCACCACCGCUCGAGUCCUGUCUAGGCCCUGCCACCCUGGAACGUGAGGGGACCCUGCCUGGUGAGGAGACCUUGCCCUCUGAGGAGACCCUGCCUGAAAGUGAGAAAAACAGUGAGAAAGAGACACUCUUGAAAGCUCAAAGCAUGGAGAAAACUAAAGUAAAAGAAAAAUAUCUUCAGCAGGCCAGGAGAAGAGAAGAAGUACUAGCUCUCCAGAGGAAACAGAGAGAAGAAAGGAUUGCAAAAGAGCUGAUGUCUCACUCACAUAAACCAAAGAUCAAAACUGAUCAAGUAAGGUAA